Messenger RNA from Epinephelus fuscoguttatus (brown-marbled grouper), 6799 nucleotides. It is a transcript of the gene myo9b, whose product is annotated as myosin IXb. Gene Ontology annotation, cellular component: myosin complex. Bases 431 to 5896 code for a protein of 1821 amino acids. NCBI's taxonomy places the organism in Eukaryota, Metazoa, Chordata, Actinopteri, Perciformes, Serranidae. The transcript is spliced from 40 exons. The record is from RefSeq and is a predicted model, not a curated record. Gene Ontology annotation, biological process: intracellular signal transduction. Gene Ontology annotation, molecular function: GTPase activator activity; microfilament motor activity; ATP binding.
UGUGUGUGUGUGUGUGUGUGUCAGUCAGUGUGUGUGAGUGUGGAGAAAUCUAGGAAGUAACGUUAGCCUAACUUUUCGCUCAGGACGACGCGGAGACGUUAAUCCUCAAAUUUCUGAAAGAAACUGUGAUUUACAGGAGCAAUAACGUCGUGGAAGUGCUGGGAAAUUACCUUUAAUCAUUGGGAACGGUGAAUAAGCAGUUUGUUAGCUCACCUUUUUUUGGGAAGCUCAGGUGGAGAAACGUGUUUUUUUUCCCCUCUAAAUAGUGUGAUUGGAGUUGGUGGAUGCCAGAGGUCUUCCUCCUGUCGUCGCUUUCAGGAGUAUUUCGACUUUUAAAGAUGAAAUGAGAGUUUAUCUUCGACAGUGGAUGCUGGCAGACAUUUGGGGCAGUGAGUUAUGCUGAAGCCUGCCUGUAUAUCUCCAUAUCAGUAUGAGCACUACAGAUGGAGCCAGGCCCUCUGAACAGGAUGGAGAGACCCGAGUUGUGCAGAUCUAUCCCAGGCUACCCCAGGACACAGCUACCUACUGUCCCCUGCAGAUCAGCACCGGGGACACGGCAAGAGCAGUCAUCCACAAUGCAGUGGUCACUCUGGGCCUGGAUGCCACCAAGACGUACAGCCUGCUGGAGGUCAAGAAGAGUGGUGGAGAGGAGAGGUUGCUGGAGAAUGGGGACUGCCCUUUGGAGAGAGUCCUGCUGUGGCCGCCGGGGGCACAGAGGUGGCACCGUCAGAACCAAGGGUACUACUUCAUCCUGCAAGCCAACAAUGGAGUAGAAAGUGGCAGAGAGGAAUAUGAUGACCUCUGUAACCUGCAAAGUGUGACUGAAGAUAGUAUUCUAGAGGCUCUACGCCAGCGCUUCUACAGGCUCAAAAUCUACACGUACGCCAGCAACCUCCUCAUCGCCAUUAACCCCAAUAAAUUCCUGCCUCUUUACUACAAUCCCAAGUACGUCAAGAUGUACGAGAACCAGCCACUGGGCAAACUGAGCCCUCAUAUAUUUGCCAUAGCAGACGUGGCUUUUCGUGCUAUGCUGAACAGACAGGUCAACCAGUGUAUUGUGUUGUCUGGGGAGAGUGGCUCAGGGAAGACUGAAAGCAGCAGUUAUCUCAUCCACUGCCUGACCGCCCUCAGCCAGAAGACAUACUCCAGCGGGCUUGAACGGACCAUCCUCGGGGCUGGCCCGGUGCUAGAGGCCUUUGGCAACGCAAGGACUGCAGAGAAUAACAACUCCAGUCGCUUUGGGAAGUUCAUCCAGCUCAACUAUCUAGAGAGCGGUGUCAUCAGAGGGGCAGUUAUUGAGAAGUACCUACUAGAAAAGUGCCGCCUGGUGUCCAGAGAUCAAAGGGAGAGGAGCUUCCAUGUGUUUUACUAUCUGCUGGUGGGUGCGUCCAAAGACGAACAGGAGGAGUUUCACCUGUUAAAGCCGCAAGACUAUCUCUACCUCAAGCAGGAAAACUUCCAUUUGGACGAGGAGGAGAAACUUGGGCAGGAGUACGAGAGACUCCAUCAAGCUAUGGAGAUGGUUGGCUUCCUGGCCUCCACCAAGAAACACAUAUUUUCCAUCCUGUCUGCCAUCCUGCACCUGGGCAAUGUGACGUACACACUGUCAGAGGACACGGAGGUCCUGGAGGUUGGACCUGCUGAAGUUUUGUCCACACUGUCUGACCUGCUCAAAGUGAAAAAGGAGCUACUGGUGAAGACUUUGACCAAGAGGACAGUAGUGACCACCAACGCCACCAUAGUUUCACCGUACACACUACAAGAGGCCCCCACAGUGCGGGACUCCAUGGCCAAGUCUUUAUACAGUGCUCUGUUUGACUGGAUCAUCCUUCACAUCAACCACGCAAUGCUCAAUAGACGAGACAUGGAGGAGUCAGUCUCUUGUUUGUCCAUCGGUGUCCUGGAUAUGUUUGGAUUCGAGAACCUCCAGACGAACAGCUUUGAGCAGCUGUGCAUUAACUACACCAAUGAGAAACUGCAGUAUUACAUCAACCAGCACAUCUUCGAGCUUGAGCAAGAGGAUUAUGUGUCCGAGGGCAUCACCUGGCAAGACAUCAACUACACUGACAACAGCGACUGCAUUCAGCUGAUCAGCAAGAAGUCAACUGGACUCUUUGACCUGCUGGAUGAGGAGAGCAACCUCCCUCAGGCCACAGAUGAAACCCUGUUGGACAAGUUGAAGCAGCAGCAUCAGGACAACCUGUUCUUUGUACCCUCCUCAAAUACAGAGCCGACUUUUGUCAUUCAACACUUUGCUGGACAGGUUAAAUAUCACAUCAAGGAUUUCCGGCAGAAGAACACAGAGCACAUGCGGCCUGAAGUCAUCUCACUUCUACGGAGCAGCGAGCGGGCGUUUGUGCAUCACUUGGUUGCAUCCAGUCCAGAAGCUCUGUUCAGAUGGGGAGUCCUUCGAGCCACAAUCCGCAUCCUCACAGUAUUCAAGAACUUGGGACGCCAGCGGGCAGAGUCAUUAUCUGCCAGACGAAGCUCCCGCAAGACCCUCAGAGAGAUGAGACAGCACAGUAGCACUGUGGACAGACUGUCCAGCAACAGCAUGACUCUGGAUUUCUCCUUUGAUCGCUCUGAUGAACAUCCUCUGGAUGUAUUUGAAGACAUCUUUGUCAAUUAUGAGAAGAGAAAGAAAAGUCGCAGCGGUCGACGGAAGCAGCUCAUUCCAAUGAACCUCAUGGAUUUGCAGUCCCUCCGACAUAUUGUUGGUAACGCCAGCCAUGACCGAACCAGCAAAAUCAUUUUCCACCCUCAUCGGACAACACAGCCACCGACAGCUGCCACUCAGUUUCAGGCCUCACUCGGAAAGCUGAUGGAGACAAUCGAAAAAGCAGAGCCAUUCUUUAUUUUCUGUGUUCGCUCUAACACUGAAAAGAAAGAGCUGCACUUCGAUGAAGAACUUGUGCUACAGCAAAUCAAACACAUGGGCUUACUGCAGAUGGUUCACAUCCAGAAGUCUGGCUACAGCGCCAAAUACACAUUCAAGGAAUUUGUUGAGAAGUUCAGAGUGUUGCUUCCAAAAGGAGCUACAGCAACGCCAGAGAACAUAACGGAGCUGUUUGAGAAGAUGGAGCUGGAUAAGACCACCUAUCAAAUAGGAAAGACCAAGGUUUUCCUCAAGGAGAAGGAGAGGCAACAGCUCCAAGACACUCUUAACAAAGAAGUGAUGCGUCACAUCAUCAUCCUGCAGCGCUGGUUCCGUGCCUGUCUGAUGAGGAUGCUCUACCUGCAAAAAAGAGAUGCCACUAUGGUCAUACAGAGGAGCUGGCGUGAGUUUUAUGAGAAACAAAACCGAGCUGCUACGGUGAUCCAGACAGCAUGGAGGAUUUCCUUGAAGAAGCCAAACCGCAAACAUGGGACGGAGGAUGGCGAGAACACAUCCCAAACCCGACCUGGACGGGACAGCUUGUCAAAAAAGGAGUUAAGAAGGCAGCACAAAGUGGAGCUCAGCCCCAACAGGUCCAGGAGCAGGGAGAAGGGAGAGGGCAGAGUAUCCCCUCCCCCUCUCAGCAGACCCUUCUCCGUUCCACUUGACCCUAAAGUGGAUAGUGAUGACGGCUCGGCCAGCCCCUCCAAGAGCAGCUCGCUUCAGCGCUACCAAGACAUGGGGGGCAUCAAGGAGAAGGCCGAGAAGUGGAGGGAAAGAAAGAGCGACGGUGAUCCGACAGAUGAAUCAAGUCCAGAAAUACAGCGACGACAACACAAGAAAGAUGACUUUCAGCGCAAAAUAAAGUCCAUGUCUGUUGAUGAACUGUCCAAGAUCAGCUCAUCAGGCUCUGACAGCUCGCCCUCUUCCAAUACGAUGCCAUCAGAACCUGAUGGGUCAAGGUUCAGUCUUCCAGUCAGUAGAACGAAUGAGGAGUCGGAACAACAUGGAUCUAACCAGUCACAACUCACAACUCCUGAGAAGGUUUGGUUUCUCAGUAGAUUCCUGAAAAAGCGGGGGCCCAAGUAUUCCCCGGGCAGCGACUCCCCGUCAGAUAAAGCAGUCACCUUGGCCAGCUACACUCCACACAGCUAUCACAUGCCAAACCAGAGCAUUGAGAGGGCCAAUCGAAACCCGACCAUUAAAAUCAGCCGGGCCACGCGGGCAUUGCAGUGUAACACGUCUCUGGACCGUGAGAUCACCAACCCCAAUGAGCUGCGAAACCUGGACGAAUUCCUCGGCGAGCAGGUGUUAAACCUGCAAAAUAGAAUUAAAGACCUGUCGCCAACAGAGACCAUCUUCCUCAAAGCCACCGUGCACUUCAGAGACACCAUCAAAGGCAUGUACUCUGUCCAGAAGCCCCAAAUCGGCUACAAAGAUCUGAUGAAAGGCUACAGCAACAAAGUGAACACGCUUGCAGGGACCAAGAGGAAGAAGUCGGAAGUCGCGCUGGUGGUCAACUUGUUCCAGUCUGUUCUGGAUGGCUUUAUUAGGGCCGAGGUAAAACGAAAGAGUCACGAGUCUGAACCAACCAAGUCCACCAAGACGACAAAGAAGAGGAGGAAAAAGGAAAAAUGUCCUAACGGUCCUCUGGAUCACCUGUUCAGCACAUACCAGGUGAACGUCAUGCAGUCAUGUGACUUGUGUGGCUCCUACAUCUGGGCAAUGGAAAAAGCCUACAUGUGCAGUGCUUGCAAGUUAAUAUGUCACAAAAAAUGCCUGAACAACGUCAUCACAGAUUGCUCGACACGGUGUGCCAGACGGGAUGACAGUGUACCUGGCUCCCUUCACUUUGGGGUAGAGGUGUGUGUCCUCACCAAUAAAGUCACCACUGUCCCUAAAGUGGUGGAGUUGCUGCUGCUGCACGUGGAGAUAAAUGGCCUCUACACAGAGGGAAUUUACCGCAAGUCGGGCUCAACCUGUCGAGCGAGGGAGCUCCACCAGAUUAUGGAGACUGAUCCUGAGAAACCAUGUUUAGACAACUACCCAAUCCACACCAUCACAGGUUUGGUUAAACGUUGGCUCAGAGAGCUGCCAGACCCCCUCAUGACUUUUUCGCUCUACAACGACUUUCUGCAUGCUGUUGAGCUGCCCGAGAAAUCUGAGAGAAUUAAGGCUGUGUACCAAAAGGUUGAAGAACUUCCUCCUGCUAAUUUCAACACAUUAGAGCGGCUCAUCUUCCACCUUGUCAGGGUUGCAAAGGAGGAAGAGCACAAUAAGAUGUCACCGAGCUCUCUUGCUAUUGUGUUUGCCCCCUGCAUCCUGCGUCCAAAUGACAGUGACGAUCCCUUCCUUGGUAUGAAGGAUGUGUCCAAGACUACCAAGUGUGUGGAGAUCCUAAUCACUGAGCAGCUCAGACGUUACAACGAAAAGAUGCAGAAUAUCCAGGAGCUGGAAUUUGCAGAGGCCAUAGCUGUCAAUCAGCUCAAACUGAGGAGACAAAACACGAUUGUUGAAAAGCCGUCAGAGCUCGAUGUUCCUCAGCCAAAUUCGGAUGAAACGGAGAGGGUCCUCAUUGACAGGAUCAAGUCCAUCAAGCAAGAGAAGGUGGACUUGGCCUGCAGGUUACCUGACCUUGAGCAGGAGAACUCUGACAAUGACAACCUGGACUCAUCGUCAUCAAUGAGUUCAGAGAGUUUAGAGGAUCGCAUGGGCAGCCUGGACUCGGAAGUACCAGCAAAGGUGACCAUGCGACUGAAAACUCAGAAACCCGAGUGCCCGCCUAAACCUCCUGACCUGGCGCAGAGAGUCAGAAGUCUGAUGGCUCAAACAAGUGAUGCACACAAAGAGUUUGCAUCAGGACAAAAGACAGAUGUUACCCAGUCCAUGUGCUUCCUGCCCAGCCCAGACAGCCCCUCCCCACUCAGCGAGCCCCAAAUCACCAGUAAGACUUUCAAAGGGAGCUUUGAUGACCUGGACAUCCCUUACAUCGAUGAGGAUGAAGAUCUAACCUGCGCAUAACAUGACAAGUUGUAAUCAGUGGAAUAUUCCCAAGUAUGUGUUAUUAGUGUGUUAUGUCAAAAAAGAACUGUGCACUUUGUUUUAUAGACUUUUCCAUUUGUCAAUGCUGCUAUGGAAACAACGUGCUUCGAGAGUUAAUAUGUAUUUAAUGGGUGAUCGUAUUAAUUGUCCCUUCAGAGUUUUUAUAAGAGAUCUGGAGAAGACCCAACAGCAAGGACUCCUCGGCCUCUUUAUAUACAAUGCUCUGUAUGUGAUUUUAAACAUAUUUCAGAAUUGUACAGUUCACAUUUUAUAAAAUGUAGGUACUCUAGUUCAGUUCUGUGAAGCUGUGUGACCAGCUGUGUCUCAUCUGUAGAGAAAAACAGGACAACAUGACGAGGAGCGACUGAGGACACAAGUGUCUCCUUUACUAAUGGACAUUAUUCUGAGCUUGACCACUAUGAUACUAAUGGGAUUUUAUGGUGUUUGUGAAAAAAAGUAUUGUAAGAGUACCAAAAAGGUUCACGAGAGAAUCAGAGUGCUUCUCCAUUGUACAGAGUGCGAACGGUGCAUAUUGAGCUCUCGUCGAGUGCACUGUUGUGAAACGUUUCAGUUCUGUUUUUCCUGCUUCUCACUUUCCUGUGGUAACUACUGCUGUGACUGACCACUGAUUCAAUACACCUGUGAGGGGAAUGGCCACAUUGCUGCCUGUUAGACUGACUGAAAAUACUUCCCUCUGUCACUCCUCUUGGUAUUGUGAGGCUGUGCAGUUCCACCACGUAAACAUUCUGUGUUUAGACUACAUGUAGGCUUUAAAUAUGCACGCCUGUACAUUUUAUAUGGGGUAGGAAUAAUGCAUAUUGGGGUGAAUGUUCUCCGAGUUUGUUUUUUGUCACCAACUAAAAUAAACUGACCAUUUCCAAA